AUGGUGUUGUGUCAAAUUGAAUCGCAAUUUCUGCUCCUGUCAGCCAAGAAGAAGAAGAAGAAGAAGAAGAAGAAGAAGAAGAAGAAGAAGAAGAAGAAGAAGAAGAAGAACCAGGAUUAUUCGAUUAUUCCGGUGUGUGGCGCUUCUGAAGUCUCCGCGUGACGUGGCAACGUGGAGAUGAUCCAGAUGAGAUGAUAACCGAAAAGCUGGCGCGGUGAGUCAGUGCACAAGAAGACAAGAGGAGCACACUUCACGAUGCUUCACCAAGUUUUUUGUUGAACGAAAAGAGAGGAGAGGAUCUUGAAGAAUUGAAUUCAAGUAUCGCCGAAAAACAGAGAAAGGAUGGGGGAUGGGGAUGGGGCGAGCCUCUUGUGUUUCUUGCCCAAAUAUUUGUUGCGUCGUUGGCGCAGAAGGCGCCGUCGUCCGCCGUUGCAUACGGCCCCAUCAUUUUGUCCUCGUGUGCAUGUAUGCAGCAUCUCCUCGGGCCGCCCGUCCUUCUCUUCGUUUUCUCGCCUCGUCUACCUCGAAAUUGGCAUUGCGCGCGUUAGACCCCGCCUUGUCGACGGGAAGGCCCCGCCCCUCCCACGUCCCACGUCGGCGGCGCACCGGCUCAACCCACACAGGCACUCCUCGCGCUGGUCCUUGAAAGCGGAGCACCGGAUCGAGCAGCAGGAAGUCGUCAGGAUCGCCGUGUCUGCUGUCGGGAUGCCCGAUGACCUCCCAGUUCACCAAACUCUUCUCCUUUAUUCUGGCCAAUGUUCAUGAUCCGGCGGCUCCGGAUGAUGCAGGUGAGUCGGUUUUUCAAGUAAGAUCAUCUUGCUUAUAAACUUUCGUAAAGGUCGGCGGGUUACUAUAUAACUCUCACAUCGUCAUCAUGGCUUUUCUUGUUUUCAACUAGCGUCCAACUGCGUUAAUAACGAGUUAUUAAAAAUGAGAUUUCGUUCGGAGUAGGUUUGUAAAUAAACACUGGACAGAAGGAGGAGGAAGAGAAAAAACAGACAUUCAUUGAGCCUUAGGCCUCGCGUGCCAUCCGUUUAUAAAUCCAAUCCGCUAAUCUUCGUCUCGUUCGCUUCCCUAUCAAGAGACCUCCUCUUUUCCGUAUAUAACUUCGUAAUCGUAGUAGUCCUCACUUUCCGGAGCCCCCAAAGUGCUCCGCUUUCAUUGCCAAUCAUCAUCAGAAUCAGUAGGAUGAAUGCAUCAAUCUCAAAGUUGUGACAAGUGUGUUCGCUUCUCCAAACGUCUUGUUUUCCAGUCUCCGCUGUUAUUACACAUUCUUCAUAAUCGACACUUGCUACUCUGAGUUUUCCAUUCUUCCAUUUUUCUUUUUAAGUGGUUCCAGUGAGCAUUAACUGAAAAGAAGUCAUUCGGAAAAAAGCAACAUCUGACAUCAACUAAUCAGCUGAGCAUAUUCCCCUAAAAGAUGCACUCUGUCGCUGUUCGUCUUCGUGGGCCGUUUGCAUCAAAGAUGAAGAAUUAGUGGCGGCUGCUCGGAGCGACCGGAACUUUCAGCGGAACUCGGCGAACAAAGGCCCCGGCCGUCUGAUGGCUCCUAGUUUUCCCUCCCCAACUUCUUCUAAUUCUUUUCCAUAUCUUAUCUGGUGCACCCUCUUAGCCGUCGUGCGCCCCAGAAAACCCAUUCGGACGAGUCCAGAUUGUCUUCUUCUGUGGCCAGUGCAGAAGCGAACAAAAAGACACGCAAAGAUGCUUUCAAGACUUGUCACUCAUCCAUAGACCAGGCCGCCCUUCCUUCUAUAUCCCCCGGACCACUUCCAUUCGUCUCAGAAAUAUUUUCCUGGCCAUUCACUCACUUUUUCAUUCCUCCUCCCGCUCUCAGUUUCUGUUGCAUUCCAUCGUCUCAGUUUGGCUUUUUCCAAAAAUCAAGUUAUCCGUCCGGAUUGGUGCCCGCAGUCUGCCCGAAUCUUGCUCUUUUUGCAAGUGGUACCGAGUCGGCGACUUCGUCUGAUGGAUGGCGGCCGAUGUCCUGCAAAUUGUCUCUUAUCUCCUUGCUAAUGUGUCGGAUUUCAAUUCGGGUAAGUUUUUGCUCAGUUUGUAUUGUGGGACGGCUCCUGGGGACUAUCCAUCUUCGUAAAAGAUCACGGGAGAAGCGGGUCUUUACGGAGAAGCUCUCCAAAUUAAAGCUAACGUUGUUUUCCGAAGGGGUCGUUCUUAACAUCAGAAAAUAAUAAGUUCAUUUUUCUACGAAGUCUCGACCUUCCGAUUAGCUUCAUCUUCAGAGAGUUUGGGAUAAAGAUGACUUCACUUUGACGCUUUCCAAAGUUCAGACUGUAGCACUAUAGCUCCGAGCCUCCCAGAGCAGCAAAACCCAGCUCCCUAAAUUAACUGCUCCUCCGUUUUUCUUCCUGCUUUGCCCUUUUCUCUUGUCUCUUCUCCGUUCUUUACGAGUCUCUUAUAAUUCGAUUAGCCCCACUCAGCCCGAAAAAGACCAAAACGGAUUUCAUGCUCCGUCAAAUUUUGCUCAUUACUCAACCAGAAGACGAAUGAGCGUAGAGGGGACGGGGGGCAAAAGUUAAUGAGCUCCGCUGCGGCGCCGUCCGUUUUUCCCACCGCCUCAUUGCCCGAGCUUCGUCUUCUCAUUCCGGAUUGAAAUUCAAAUUGUGCGCGAGUCGCAGUUGUGUGGCUCACGAUGGCGUGUGCUCUCGGAAACGUCCCAAAAACAAGUUUAUCUGUCCAUCUCUCCUUCUCCUCAAUAUUAGUUUUGGCGCCCGCGGCCGAGAGACGUCUCCGUCUCUGAGCGAGAGAGAAACAGAGAAGUCCCCGGAGGUUUCCGCGGAAACUUAUUCGAGCACACCAGAAGGAGCACGGAGCACGAAAAAGAAGAAGAAGAAGAAGGCCUGUCAUGAUGAAUAUGCACCGGAAGCUUACAAAAAUAAUGACCUCUUUCUGCCGACUAUACAAUUUCCUGGUGUUCUUCCGCGCGAGCAGGAAAUUAAUUGCCACGUCACAGACACACCAAAUCCGUGUUUCGCUAUUUCUCCUCUCGCCAGCCCAAAGAAUAUACUUUUUUGUGUGAAAAGGUGGCCCCUGCAAUUUUUUGUGCACUUCCUGCCCGCUUUCUGCAAAGAUUCACUCUAUUCAAGUGUAUAUCACGCUGUGAUCUUUUCGACGUCGUCUUCUGAAGGAGAAGAAGAAGAAGAAGAAGAAGAAGAUGUGGGGAAGAGGAGUCUCCUGACGAUAUAUUGAAUAACUUGUUCUCUUUCUGACGCGCAGCAGCCUCUCCUCCUUUCCUGACGGACGGGGCUUAACUCGUUUUGUCGUCGAAGGUACACGUCGCGUCGGUCAUCUCUCCGGCUCCGCGUGCUCUUUUCGCGCAGAAAUUUCGACCCGACGGUUAUUCGAUUUGAUUGUUGUAUGUGAGAAGACGGAGAAUAAGAGAGAACGAAAGGGAGAAAGAAGAGUGAGUCACUGAAAAAAAUUCUGAAAGGUUGUUCUGUAAGGACUACAAGUUCACCAGAAUUGUCGAUAGAACAGGACGUAUUGUUGCUACACAAAUCUGGAAAUCGUGUUGAAUUGUUUAUUCACCGAGGCAAUCAUAGAGCAUUUCAUUUUUUCGGAAAUUCACGUAAUCCUCCGUUACCCAUUACUCGCAUUGAUCGGUUUGGGUUUGACGAUGUCGUAAAUGCGGCAGUUUGCACUAUCCUCUCCCAUCCCAAGGCAAUUGGGGCCGAGUGCGAAAAAAGCCAUAAAGCUGCAAUUUGGCCGUCUUCUGAUCCGCUGCUCUCCGUCUCAUUUUCGAAAUUAAACGCCACGAUUCCUCUUUGCGUUGGUCAUAAAUCUCGCGCGUUUCGCCCCGUUACCGAAGUGAUGAAUUGAGGGAGGGGAGGGACGAAAAAGUCGAAUUAGAAAAGAAGCGGCCGAGAGCAAUGAAUUGUUGGGGAAAGAAGUGCGAAGUGGGUGCUCGAGAAGGGACGAGCACCACUUGAAGCCAACCGCAUCGGCGGCCAGAAGCAAAAAAGAAAAGAAAGGUUUUCAGCACUUCGUCUACCAUGUUACUCCUGCAUGAGUCCCUAUCUCGAGGACCAUUACCCCUACAUAUCACAUUUGUAUCGAAAACCGCUCUCUUUCGACAUUCAUUGCGAUAAACACAGGUGAGGAGGACCAAGAGCAAUUAAAGAUGUUAAACCGAUAUAGUUUCAGCCUAGAUCAAAGUUACUUGUACUCGAAGAACUGUUCCGAUAUGUGCGUCACUCUUAGGAUCAACGAUGUCGUUGGAGGUAUUACUGACUCGAAGAAUGACCAAGAAAGUAUUUUGAUUGGUUUUCAGGGAGGCGGCGGCACGGCUACAUGCGGGGGUGUUUGUCGGAUCUGCACGGAUACAAUCACUCGUUGAUCAGGACUCUGGCGGAGAGACAGGGUUGUCUGGGUGAGUGAAAUGAAUUGGAAAAAUCAGACUUCUCAAAAAGGUUGAAUUUCUAGGCGUUACGUUAAACUAUGAAGUUGUUAGGUGCUCUCAAUCAGUUUCUAAACAUCUUUUUUCCAGACACGACGGCCCGUGAGCUGUUCCUGCCGACCGCUCAACGACAAGAACUGGAACCGUCACGUCUGUCGCUGUGCGCCUGCCACAGUAACCUGUGCAAUCUGUCCGUGUCGCCGCCGCUCCUCCUCAUCUUCCUCGCCGUCAUUCUCCUCCUGUUUCUGAUGCGUUGA
Molecule: messenger RNA, 4665 nt
Organism: Caenorhabditis sp. 36 PRJEB53466
Lineage: Eukaryota; Metazoa; Nematoda; Chromadorea; Rhabditida; Rhabditidae
Source: the annotation of a GenBank genome assembly